Messenger RNA from Arabidopsis arenosa, 1543 nucleotides. The record is from the annotation of a GenBank genome assembly. NCBI's taxonomy places the organism in Eukaryota, Viridiplantae, Streptophyta, Magnoliopsida, Brassicales, Brassicaceae.
AUUAGUGACACGUGUCUUUUCAUUUAUCUCUUCCGGCGCUUUCUCUCCACCGUGACAAUGGCUGUUUCUCUCUCCGCCGCCUCUCACUUACUCUGUUCCUCCACCAGAGUCUCUCUUUCACCCGCCGUCACCUCCUCCUCGUCCCCUGUCGUUGCUCUUUCGUCCUCUUCAUCGCCACAUUCUCUGUCUUCUCUUCGAAGCGUCGCAUCUUCUUGUCUGUUUCCUCACUCCUCCUUCGUUCUUCAGAGAAAAGAUCCGAUCAAUGGAACGAGCACGAGGAUGGUUUCACCAAAAUGUGCAGCUUCUGAUGCAGCUCAAUUGAGAAGCGCUAAAGAAGAUAUCAAAGUUCUUCUCCGGACUAAGUUUUGCCAUCCCAUUUUGGUUAGAUUGGGAUGGCACGAUGCUGGUACAUAUAACAAGAACAUUGAGGAGUGGCCACAGAGAGGUGGAGCUAAUGGAAGUCUUAGGUUUGAGGCUGAGCUUAAGCAUGCUGCAAAUGCUGGUCUGCUUAAUGCUUUAAAGCUCAUUCAGCCUAUCAAAGACAAGUAUCCUAACAUCUCUUAUGCGGACUUAUUCCAGUUAGCUAGUGCCACUGCAGUAGAGGAGGCUGGUGGUCCUGAAAUCCCGAUGAAAUAUGGGAGAGUUGAUGUCGUAGCACCUGAACAGUGUCCAGAAGAAGGAAGACUCCCUGAUGCUGGACCUCCCUCACCAGCUGAUCAUUUAAGAGAUGUAUUUUACAGAAUGGGACUAGAUGACAAGGAAAUAGUUGCCUUGUCUGGUGCACAUACCUUAGGAAGAGCCAGACCAGACCGUAGCGGUUGGGGAAAACCUGAGACAAAGUACACGAAAACUGGACCAGGAGAAGCAGGAGGACAGUCAUGGACAGUGAAAUGGCUUAAGUUCGACAAUUCUUACUUCAAGGAUAUCAAAGAAAAGAGGGACGAAGAUCUUCUGGUGUUACCCACUGAUGCUGCGCUAUUCGAAGAUCCUUCAUUCAAGAACUAUGCGGAGAAGUAUGCUGAAGAUCCGGCUGCAUUUUUCAAGGAUUACGCUGAAGCUCAUGCCAAGCUCAGCAAUCUCGGCGCGAAAUUUGAUCCUCCCGAGGGCAUCAUCAUUGACAACGCUCCAGAGAAGUUCGUAGCUGCGAAGUAUUCCACGGGAAAGAAGGAGCUUUCGGAUUCGAUGAAAAAGAAGAUAAGAGCAGAGUAUGAAGCAAUUGGAGGAAGUCCAGAUAAGCCAUUACCCACAAAUUACUUCCUCAACAUCAUAAUUGCCAUUGGCGUUUUGGUCCUGUUGUCCACUCUCUUUGGUGGUAAUAACAACUCCGAUUUCUCUGGUUUCUAAUUGACAAAUUAGAAAAAUUGUAUAUUUUGAUUUCUCUUACGUAUAUACAUAAUCACGUGGUGAUCAAAUAUCUUUGCAAACAAACACAUCAUUGAUAUUGUUUGCUUUGAGUAAAAUCACCUUUAAUAACAUUGUUUAUUUGAUGGUUUUAGAUAUUGAGAUUAGUGUGAGUUUUUCAGAAUAAAGUGUGUGAAUUACU